Messenger RNA from Chaetura pelagica (chimney swift), 9660 nucleotides. It is a transcript of the gene ASPM, whose product is annotated as asp (abnormal spindle) homolog, microcephaly associated (Drosophila). Gene Ontology annotation, cellular component: spindle pole. Gene Ontology annotation, molecular function: protein binding. Gene Ontology annotation, biological process: mitotic cell cycle; spindle organization; establishment of meiotic spindle localization. The transcript is spliced from 29 exons. The record is from RefSeq and is a predicted model, not a curated record. Bases 1 to 9660 code for a protein of 3219 amino acids. NCBI's taxonomy places the organism in Eukaryota, Metazoa, Chordata, Aves, Apodiformes, Apodidae.
AUGGCGAUUUUUAAAAGAACAGUUUGGGCCAAUGUGGAUUUAUGGUCAUCUAGAGUCUCUUCAGGACAAAGAAUCUUUAUCUCUGUGACAUGGACACCAUUAGAAGAAGGAAAAGUAAGGGAAAUGGUUACUUUUCUUAUUAAUGGUGUUGUAAAGCAUCAGGCUGUGCUCCUGGGUGUUGCCGAACAGCCUGUGAAGAAAAAGAAGAGUCUUUCAGAUACUAUGAAAAAGAAAAACUCUUCAGAAAUAUCUGCUUCAGUAAAAGUUAAAAAAAUUACUUCAAAGGUUAAAAAUGUUAAUCAAAUCUUUCAAGUUUCCCAGGAGGUGGAUAGGCUUAGAAGCCCACUUAAGCCAUGUGAAAAUCAGAACACAAUGCAAAAUAAUACAUCCCCAGGAAAUGACUCUCUUGUUGGCUCAGAAAAUAAAUUACCUUUAUCUCCGAUUUCACCAGUGCUAGAGGAACAUCAUAAUACUGUUUGCACGCCUCUCCAAAUUAGAAGAUCUACGUUCUCAGAUAUUGCUGCACCUGUAAAGGAGGAGUUACAGCCUGAAAUAGACAGCUGUAAUGUCUAUAAAUGUAUUAGAGAGCACGAAAGUGCAUACACAUCUCUUGGAUUAGCACAACUGCCGAUUCCAGACAAUGAAGUAUUUCUCAAUUGUGCACUCUCACCAGUUUGCACUCCAGAACACUCGGCAUCUGUGGGUGUUUUAAGUACAAGGAGAAUUUUAAGUCCAGACUCAUUUGUAAAUGGCAGCUACCACGUGGAUAUAGAUACAAUACAGCAGCCUAUGCCAAUUCUGUCACCUGAUCAGUUUGUAAAAGACAACUUGUUAGAUAUGCAGUCAAAGGCUCCGAAACAUAAGGCAGCUACAGAGACUUGUGUUGCAAACAGAGUCCUACCCUCAAAAUGGAGAAAAAAAGAUGUAGGGACAAAAACACAUGUUCAUAUAGAACACAACUUAAAUGAAGCCUUUUUGAUGCAUAAUGUAGAAUCACCAAUACUUCAUAUUAACAAACCCACAGGAAAUCUCUUCAAUUUUCCUUCUACAGAGGAACUUCAGACUCACUGUUCUUCUCAGAGAGAAGAAGCCAAACCAAAAAAGCGUCCAGUUCUUUCUGCCACUGUCAUAAAAAACAAGCCUGUUGCUGCUGAAGAAAAAAGAAUGGAAACCUUCCAGCCAAAAUCAAAAAAAGACCUUAGUAAAGCAAUAAUGGAAAGUGCUAGUGUGGUGCCUGUUCAUGCAAACACAGAAAUAUCUAAACACCUUCCAGUUAUAGGUCCCAUUUCAGCUGAAAAUAAGUGUCGCAAUGACAAAGUAAAUUCAUUUCCUACUGGAUCAACUUCUUUGUGUCAUAAAAGGAAACGUGAAAUACAUGUAGAAAACAGUAAAGUUGCAGCUCCAGUGUUUGUGGAAGAAGUGGAAAGAAAGAGAACUCUUAAAUUUAGUGUGGAUGAUAAAACACAUGCUACUAUGAGACCAUCAGCCUUCAAACCCACAAACCGAGAGAGAAUAGGGCAGAGGAGGAGAGCUGGCCCUUCACUUCAGAAAGCAUCUAAAACUAGAAACAGAAUUAGUAAACCCAUCCCUGGAUUGGCUCAGUCUCACCUGACAUUUGUGAAACCACUGAAAACAGUCAUCCCUAGGCACCCAAUGCCUUUUGCUGCUAAAAACAUGUUUUAUGAUGAACAUUGGAAGGAGAAGCAACAACGAGGUUUCACCUGGUGGUUAAAUUUUGUACUUACCCCUGAUGACUUAAGUGUAAAAACAAACACCUCUCAAGUAAAUGCGGCUGCUCUUAUUUUGGGAGAAGAGAACCAUCAUAAAACCAGUGUUCCUAAAGCACCAACAAAAGAUGAAGCUUCUCUAAAAGCUUAUACAGCUCGUCGUAAGCUGAAUAAGUUACGACGUGAUGCUUGCCGUUUGUUUACCUCGGAAACAAUGGUUAAAGCUAUUAAGAAGCUGGAAUUUGAGAUUGAAACUAGACGUUUGUUAGUUCGUAGAGACAGACACCUCUGGAAAGAUGUAGGAGAGAGGCAGAAAGUCCUUAACUGGCUUUUAUCUUACAACCCUUUGUGGCUGCGUAUAGGUCUGGAGACUGUUUUUGGAGAACUCAUAGCUUUGGAGAGUAAUAGUGAUGUUAUGGGUUUAGCAAUAUUUAUCCUUAAUCGCUUGCUUUGGAACCCUGACAUUGCAGCUGAAUACAGACAUCCCACUGUGCCUCACCUUUACCGAGAAGGUCAUGAAGAAGCUUUGUCAAAAUUCACACUGAAAAAAUUGCUGCUGUUAGUUUGCUUUCUGGAUUGUGCCAAACGGUCCCGAGUGAUUGACCAUGACCCUUGCCUCUUUUGUAAGGAUGCAGAGUUCAAGGCUAGCAAAGACCUUCUGCUGGCAUUUUCUCGGGACUUUCUGAGUGGCGAAGGUGACCUUUCCCGCCAUCUUGGUUUCUUAGGACUGCCUGUCAGUCAUAUUCAAACUCCACUUGAUGAAUUUGAUUUUGCUGUCACCAAUCUGGCUGUGGACUUGCAAUGUGGUAUUCGUCUUGUGAGAACAAUGGAACUUCUCACCAAAAACUGGAAUCUUUCAAAACAACUGAGAGUUCCUGCAAUAAGUCGGCUACAGAAGAUGCAUAAUGUUGAUAUUGUUCUUAAUGUCCUUAAAGAGCGAGGAAUUCACUUGAAAGAUGAAAGUGGUGCUUCAAUUGACUCCAGGGAUAUUGUGGAUAGGCACAGAGAACGAACAUUAGCACUCCUGUGGAAAAUUGUCUUUGCCUUCCAGGUGGAUGUUGUUCUUAACGUGGAACAGCUGAAAGAAGAAAUUGAGUUUUUGAAGAAUGCACACAAGAGAAAAAAAACAUUGGGUGCUCUAAAGACUUUUCCAAAUUGUUGUGGAGUACAAGAUGAUAAUAGGAGUAACUCCUCACCUCAAAGUUACAGUGAAAAUGUGAAACUGCUUAUGGCAUGGGUUAAUGCUGUUUGUGGAUUUUAUAAUAUUAAGGUGGAAAACUUCACGGUGUGUUUCUCAGAUGGUAGAGUAUUCUGUCAUUUGAUUCAUCAUUAUCAUCCACGUUACGUACCUUUGGAAGCUGUGUGCCAGCGUACAACUCAAACAGUAGAAUGCUCAAGAACUCAUACAGUGGGACUAAACUCUUCCUCCUCAUCCUCUUCAGAAUCUGAUACUUCUCUAAAUGUCAUGGAAGGAAUGUUUGACCAAACAACUGCCUCAGUCCUGUACAAGGAACUCUUGGACAAUGAAAAGAAAAACUUCCAGCUGAUCAAUGCUGCAGUUUCUGACCUGGGUGGAAUACCAGCAAUGAUUCAUCACUCAGACAUGUCAAAUACGAUUCCUGAUGAGAAGGUUGUUAUUACCUACCUAUCAUUUCUGUGUUCGAGGCUUCUAGAUCUUUGUCAAGAAACUCGAGCUGCUCGAUUAAUUCAGGCUGCCUGGAGGAACUACAGGCUGAAAAGGGAACUGAAACUUUCUCAGGAAAGAGACAGAGCUGCUCGGAUAGUUCAGAAAUCUGCAUUAAACUUCUUGGCUCGUCGACGCAUCCUGAAGGAAGUCAAUGCAGCAGUUUUCAUCCAGAAGCACUGGAGAAGAUACAUAGCCAGGAUGACUUUUUUAAAUCUGAAAAAGACUAAAUUGGAAGAAGUCAGAAAUAAAUCUGCCACAGUCAUUCAGGCUCAUUGGAGGAAAUACUCUGCUAGGAAAAGAUAUUUACAGCUACGAUACUAUGUUAUCUUUGUACAAGCAAGGAUGAGGAUGGUGAAGUCUGUUGCUGCAUAUAAACAAAUUGUUUGGGCUGCUGUUACAAUUCAGAGUCAUCUGCGUGCAUCUAAAUUGGCAAAAAAAGAUCGGCAAAGAUAUGAAACCUUGAAGUCUUCAGCACUUACUAUUCAGUCUGCGUUCAGAAGAUGGAGAAGACACAAAAUUCAGCAGAAAAUUAAAGCAACUUUAGUGCUUCAGGCUUAUUUCCGAAAAUGGCAAUCUUCAAAACUGGCUAAAAGAGAGAGGGCUGCUCUUGUCCUACAGUCUUGGUACAGGAUGCACAGAGAUCUGAAACAGUAUCUAUGUAUGAAGCAAAGUGCUAUCAAGAUUCAGGCUUGGUAUAGGUGUCAGCUGGGUAGACGUAUUUACCAGGAACACAGAGCAAAAAUAGUGACAAUUCAGCAGUAUUACAGAGCUUAUAAGCUAGGAAGAAUGGAAAGACACUACUAUUUGCAAAAGCGUGCAGCAGUGAUAGCUCUCCAAGCUGCUUUUAGAGGCAUGAAAGCACGUAAACUAUACAGGCAAACAAAAGCAGUUUGUGUUUUUCAGUCGCUGUGGAGAAUGAAAAAAGAGAGACUAAGGUUUCUGCAAUUAAAAAAAUCUGUUACUACAUUGCAGGCACAUAUCAGAAAAUACCAACAAGUAAAAAGAUACAGAGAGAUGAAAAAUGCUGCUUCUGUAAUUCAAACUUGGUACAGGGCAUGUGUCACUUCUAAAAAAGCAGCUGUUUCUUUCCAGCGAAUGCGCCUGGCUGCUAUUAUCCUACAGUCUGCCUACAGAGGAAUGGAAGCUAGGAAAGAGGCUCGCAUGCUGAGAUCUGUGAUAAAAAUUCAGUCAAGGUACCGUGCUUAUGUUGUCCAGAAGAGGUUUAAAAACUUGAAAGAUGCAACAGUGAAGAUUCAAGCUUUUGUAAAGAUGAGGCAAGCAUGUAACCAUUAUUGUGCACUAAAGGAGGCAACACUUUAUGUCCAGCGAAGGUAUCGGUCUCAUAGAUACACUCUUCAGCUUAAAAACGAUUAUAGGAAGCUGAAAGGAGCUUGCAUAAGAAUUCAAGCUGUAGUUCGAGGCUAUCUGGUCAGGAAACAAUUACAGAGGUGGAGGGAGACUGCAGUAUUUCUUCAGGCAUGCUACAGAAUGAGAAGGGACAGGCAACGCUAUUUAAGCAUCUACAGUGCUACCAUUGUCAUUCAAAAACAUUAUCGUGCAUACAAAAAGCAGGUGUGUCAGAGGCAGGAGUUCUUGCAAGUUAAAAAAGCAGCUGUGUGCUUACAGGCAGCUUACAGGGGUUAUAAAACACGUAAAAAGCUUAAACUUGAAUAUAGAGCUGCUAUCAAAAUUCAAACUGCUUUUAGAGCUUAUGUUACAAGAAAGAAAUAUAAAGCAACAGUUCAGGCCUCCAUUGUGAUUCAGAGGUGGUACAGAACUUACAAGACUGGUAACAGACAAAGACUGAAGUUCUUAAGGACAAGAGCAGCAGUGCUUUCUUUACAAGCAGCUUUUCGUGGCUGGAAGGUACGAAAGAAGAUUCAAAGAGAAUGUUUUGCUGCUACUAAGAUACAGUCUGCCUUCAGAAAAUUCAUGGCUCUGAAAAAAUUCAGAGUUAUGAAACAUGCUGUGCUAACUAUCCAAAGGCAUUACAGAGCUAGUGUUCUAGGCCAGAAACAACAGCAAGAAUAUCUUCAGCUGCGGGACUCUGUAGUGCGUCUUCAGGCGAUAUGGAGGGGGAAAACUGUGAGAAAAACAAUUCAAAAGAAACAUAAUCACGCAACAGUUAUUCAGUCCUAUUAUAGAAUGCAUAUAAAUCAACUAAAAUACAAGAAACUGAUACGAGCCACUCUAGUGAUUCAGAAAUACUUCAGAGCUUACUGUAUGAGAAAAGCCCAGCAUGCAAUUUAUCUAAAAAAAAGGGCAGCUGUGUUAGUCUUGCAGUCUGCUUACCGUGGGAUGACUGUGAGGAAACAACUGAAUCAGCUUAACAAAGCUGCUACAACCAUACAAGCUGCCUUCAGAUCUUACCUGGUCAAAAAGAACUAUGAAAGACUUAGAUCUGCAGCUAUGGUAGUUCAAAGGCGUUAUCGUGCACUUAUUCAUGCUAAAUGUCAAAAGCAGAAAUACCUGUCUUUAAAAAAAGCCACAGUCAAAAUGCAGGCAGUUUUUAGAGGUGUAAGAGUUAGACGACAAAUUCUUGGUAUGCAUCGAGCAGCUGUUUGUAUCCAAGCCACAUUUAAGAUGCAUCGCAUGACCAUAAAAUACCAGGCAAUGAGAAUGGCAGCAAUUAUAAUUCAAAGGCAAUAUAGAGCAUUUUGUUUAGGCAAAAUACAACGCAAAAAGUACUUGGAACUGAAGAAAUCUGUCAUAAUCCUUCAGGCUGCUUGUAGAGGCAUGAAGGUCCGACAAGACUUAAAAGCUAUGCAUCAGUCAGCAACAGUGAUACAGUCUUAUUAUCGAAUGCACAAACAACAGAGGGAUUUCAGAAGAUUGUUGCUGGCAACUCAGCAGAUUCAGCAGUGGUUCCGUGCUUGUAAGGAGCAAAAUGCACAAGUUCACAAUUAUAUGAUUAUGAAAAGUGCUACACUUCGUAUCCAGGCUGCAUUCCGUGGUAUGAAAACAAGAAGACUUGUCAGAACUAUGAAUGAAUCAGCUGCACUUAUUCAAAGGAGAUUUAGAGCGUUUCUCAUAAGAAAGCAUUUUCUUUCCACCAAGUCAGCUGCUGUUGUAAUUCAGAGAAGAUACAGAGCAACAAAACUAGCAAAAAUUCAACGUCAAAAAUAUCUCUGUUUCCUUAAUGCUGCUGUUAUCAUACAGUCUGCUUAUAGAGGCUUUGUGGUAAGAAGAAAAAUACAACAGAUGCAUCAAGCUGCUACAGUUAUUCAAGCAACAUUAAGAAUGCGUAAAGUUUACAUUUCUUAUCAAGCUAUCAGGCUUGCUUCAGUAAUCAUACAGCAACGUUAUCGUGCUUACAGGGAAGGGAAGCGUGUGAGAGAGACAUACCUAAAACUGUACAAUUCUGUUUUAUUUCUUCAAGCUGGCUAUAAGGGAAUGAAAACAAGACGCUUCUUGAAGAAAAGACAUGAGGCAGCGCUUACAAUACAGAAAAACUACCGAAUGUAUAGACAGUACCACCAUUACAGAAAAGUUCAGUGGGCAACCCAGCUAAUACAGCAGAGAUACAGAGCAAAUAAGCUAAAGAAAAUUGCAGUACAACAUUACUCUUCAUUAAAGAAAGCUGCAAUUCGUAUUCAGAAGGCUUUCCGAGACUUGCAGGCAAAAAAGCAACAUCGAAAAAUGCACUGUGCUGCUAUUAUUCUUCAGAAAAAAUUUAAAGCUCUUAGAGAACGUCAGCGCUAUCUCUCUCUAAAAGCAGCUGCUCUUGUCUUUCAGAGAAGAUACAGAGCUUUGAUUUUGUCAAGACAGCUUACUUCAGAGUAUCUUUCUCUUCGCAGAGCAGCUAUUCAACUACAGGCCAUGUAUAGAGGUAUCAGGGUACGGAAGAAAAUUGAGUGUAUGCAUUUAGCAGCUGGUACAAUACAGUCAGCCUACAAAAUGCACAGGACUAGAAGGUUCUAUCAAAAGAUGAGAAUUGCUGCUAUUGUUAUACAGAACUACUAUCGAUCCUAUGUUAAAGGAAAGUAUCAUCGGAAGCAAUAUCUGACAAUGAAGAAUUCUGCUCUUGUUAUUCAAGCAUCAUAUAGAGGCAUGAAGGAACGACAGAAACUGAAAACCAUGCACAUGUCAAAAGCAGCAGCAAUAACAAUCCAGUCCAUGUUCCGAUGUCGAAGAGCAAGGACUCGCUAUAAACUGAUUCAGAGUUCAGCAGUUGCUAUUCAGAGGUGGUACAGAGCAUGGCAUAGGGCUUGCUUACAGAAAGCAGAAUAUUCUGCUCAAAGACGAGCAAUAGUAAUUAUUCAGUGUGCCUUCCGUGGUAUGAAAGCAAGAAAAAUAGCACGACAAAGACGAGCUGCAAGAAAGAUUCAGUCUUUUCUUCAGAUGGCUCUGCAACGUAGAAAAUUUAUUCGGCUUAGAACAGCAGCUAUUACAUUACAAGCGUAUUACUUAAUGCAUAAAACUAAAUCACAGUAUACAAGAUACAAAAAAGCAGCAGUUGCCAUACAACAAUGGUACCGUUCCCACUUGGCUGUAAAACAUCAAAGAAUGACUUACUUACAAACCUGGAGAAACAUUGUCACUGUGCAGACUAGAGUCAGAGGAUUCAUUGAAAAGAAGAAGUUUCGCAGAAUUAAAGAAAGCACAAUAAAAAUUCAGGCAUCAUAUAGAGGAUAUAAAGCCAGGCAGUGGUUUAACAAAAUGAGAGCAGCACAAGUAAUUCAAGCCUGGUAUCGAGGCUGCAGAGCACGAAAGGAAUAUGCAUCUGUGGUAAAAGCUGUACGAGUUAUUCAGAGUCACUUCAAAACAAAACAGCAGCGGGCCUGGUUUUUGCAAAUGAAGUUCUGUGCACUUACCAUUCAAAGAAGAUGGAGAGCAACCCUUACUGCACGAAUGAUUCGAUACCAAUUUCUGGCAGCUAAGAAUGCUGCAAAACUUCAAGCUGCAUGUUUGAUCCAAAAAGCAUACAGAGGUUUCAAGGCAAGAAGGGAACUUGCUCAACAAAAAGCUGCUGCUAUAAUUAUCCAAAAGCAUCUGAGGGCUUGGCAGGAAGGCAGGCUUCAGUUUAUGAAAUACAACAAAACUAGAAGAGCUGUCAUUAAAUUGCAGGCAUUUAUACGGGGUUAUUUAGUCAGAAAAAAGAUUUUAGAACAGAAACAAAAGAAGAGACUGCUUCAUUUUGCAGCAGCUGUGCAUCAUCAUAUCUCUGCAAUUAAAAUUCAAAGGGCGUAUAGGAUUCACCUCAUCCUAAAACUGGCACAAAACCAGAUCUCAUCUGUUCUUAUAAUACAGAGAUGGUUCCGAGCAAAAAUGCAACAAAAGAGAUUUCAAAGAGAUUAUCAAAGAAUGAUUCAGUUACAACGUGUGAUUCGAGGCUGGCUAAAUCACAGAAGGGCUGCAGCCGUCGUCAUCCAGCGCAACGUGCGGAGGUUCCUUGCCCGCAGACGCUGGAGAAAAUUUGCAGCUGGAAUAAUUAAAUUACAGGCAUUGUGGAGAGGAUAUUUCUGGAGAAAGAGUAAUGACACAGCAAAAAUUAAAGCUUUAAGAUGUAGUUUAGAAAAGGCUAAUAAAAAGAGCAGAGAAGAAGACAAACUGUGCAACAGAACCACAAUUGCUAUCGAAUACCUUCUGAAAUACAAACAUCUCUCUUAUAUUCUUGCAGCCUUAAAGCAUCUGGAGGUGGCUACUAGGCUGUCCCCACUUUGUUGUGAAAAUAUGUCCCAGAGCAGAGCAAUCCUCACUAUUUUUGUUCUGAUCAGAAGUUGCAACCGGAGUGUGCCAUGCAUGGAUGUGAUCAGAUAUUCAGUUCAGGUUCUACUUAAUGUUUCAAAGUAUGAGAAAACAACUCAAGCAGUUUAUGAAGUAGAAAAUUCUAUAGAUACAUUACUAGACUUACUGCAGAUGUACAGAGGAAAAGCAGGGGACAAAAUUUCAGAGAAAGGAGGAAGCAUUUUCACAAAGACCUGUUGUUUGUUGGCCAUCCUUUCAAAGGACUCGAAAAGAGCUUUGGAAAUCCGAAGCCUGCCAAGAACUCUUACUUGUAUUAAAAGCCUAUAUAAGCUUACAGCUCGGAAACACAAAAUGGAUGCAGAGAGAACACUUGUGAAGCAGAAAACAAACAAUUUCUUAAGUGGAACUUCCUCAGUUCCAGUUACUCCUCUAAAAAUAAAAACAGUUUCAAGAAUUAAACCAGACUGGGUUUUGAGGAAAGAUAACAUGCAAGAAAUUGUGGAACCUCUACAAGCAAUUCUUAUGGUGAUGGAUACACUUGGUAUUGCCUGCUACUGA